Messenger RNA from Mycotypha africana, 426 nucleotides. RefSeq lists its product as uncharacterized. The annotation marks the transcript as partial. The record is from RefSeq and is a predicted model, not a curated record. The transcript is spliced from 2 exons. NCBI's taxonomy places the organism in Eukaryota, Fungi, Mucoromycota, Mucoromycetes, Mucorales, Mycotyphaceae.
AUGUACACCAAUUGGGAUGAAAACCUCAUGGAUACGAUUGCUGAAUUGAGGUGGUAUCCGAUCAAACAAGUCAUUGAUUAUCUGCAUACAUUACGCACGUUGAUUAUUGAUACACCUGGAAAGUUUGGCCAAGUCUAUGUCCCUUGCAAACUUCCAGCAACCAAAUAUAAACGCUUCCCAGAGACAUCGGCUUAUGUGUGUGAGAGUCAUACGCAUUUUGGACAAUUCAUGCCCAAGCUGGCUUUGAUGGCCAACAUCUUGGUGAAUAUCCACCGUUUAGAAAGAGAUUAUCCUGGUUUCAAUACACAAGGCGAGCUCGAAGAAAAGGCACUGGCCCUCAUCCAAGAAGCAUUGACGUCCAUUGAAAGUCGACAGGGUGUCAUGGGCAGAGAAGCAUUUGAAAAGAAAUACGACUUGCACUGGUCA